Messenger RNA from Plectropomus leopardus (leopard coralgrouper), 969 nucleotides. The record is from RefSeq and is a predicted model, not a curated record. Lineage: Eukaryota; Metazoa; Chordata; Actinopteri; Perciformes; Serranidae.
AUGGCAUCUGACAGUUUCCAGUACCGGGCGCUCUUUGAGUACAAACGAGAGCGCGGGGAUGACAUCAGCCUCCAGCCAGGCGACCUGCUUACCGUCCCCAAGGCCUCGCUGAUGGCAGUGGCGGGGCUGGACUACCAGGAUGGAGACGAGCGGAGCCCCAAAGGCUGGCUGCACGGCACCAACGAGCGGACCAAGGAGAAGGGAGACUUUCCAGGGACUUUUGUGGAGUACGUCGGGGUGGUGAGGGUCAGCCCUCCUGCGACUAAAUCUUGGACUAGGCCUGUACCGCCAACCCCAGGUGGGGCUCAGACCGCUGUGGGGGCUUCUGGAGCUGCUGCUGCUUCAGGUGUGGAGGCGGAGCUUUUGUCUGAAGCGGCCCCCGUGGUUGUUUGGAGACUCAUUGAGGCCAUCGAGAAACACGGUUUCAACAACGAGUCUCUCUAUCGAGCUCCUCCAGCCUCCAGCGGACCUGCCGAGCUGCAUCAGGCUGUGGACUCAGAUCCAUUCUCAGUGGACCUGGACCAGUACGAUGAGGUUUCUCUGACUGACGCUCUCAGAGGCUUCCUGCAGGAUCUUCCCGCCCCCAUCAUCCCUGCCACUGUCUACAGCGAGCUGGUCUACACCGCUCAAGAGAGUCAGAGUGUUGAGGAGUGCGGGGAGAGGCUGAAGAGGAUCCUGGAGUCUCCUAGCAUCCCUCAGGCCAACCACCAACUCCUGGUCCACCUCAGCAGACACCUGGCCCGGGUCAGUCAGCACAGCCAGGCCAGCCCCCGGCUGCUGGGACAGGCCUUUGCUGAGGCCGUCUUCAAGCACUCUCCUCUCAGCGCGGACGUAAACCCGGAGCAUCACAUAAGGAUGUUGGAGGCUCUGAUCACAACAGGAGGUCUCAUGGAGAUGCAGGCUGCACCAGUCCAGCGUGAGGACUAUGGCGCAUGUGCAGAUCGCCUUGGCCAGUUCAUGUCCGGCUGA